This is a messenger RNA of Spirodela intermedia, 1956 nucleotides long. NCBI's taxonomy places the organism in Eukaryota, Viridiplantae, Streptophyta, Magnoliopsida, Alismatales, Araceae. The record is from the annotation of a GenBank genome assembly.
AUGUGCUCGCCCUGCCACGUCGAGCGUCAAGUACCCAGCUUCUCGCUGCCCCACUUGCCCGGCCCACACGAGGUGGAGGGAGAGGGAGCGGGAGGCUCCCCCUUCACUGGCCUCACCUUCAGCAACCUCCUCCGCUUAUGCACCUCCUCCUUCGCCUUCCUCCAGCAGCUCCACGCUCAUCUUAUCACCCGCCGCUGUCCCCCCACCCACUCCCUCCACCACCUCUUCGUCCGUUCCUACGCCGCCCAUGGCCGCCUUCUCCAUGCCCGCCGUCUCCUCGACCGUUGCGGCGGCGGCGGCGGCGGCGCCCCUCUCGUCACCUGGAACGUCCUCCUCCAGGCCCAUUCCAAGUCCCCCUCCUCCGCCGAAGCCGCCAUCCUCCUCUUCCGCCGGCUGCUAGCGGGCGAAUGCCCCGCCGCCCCCGACAAGUACUCCUUCACCUUCGCCAUCGCCGCCUCCUCCCGGGGUCCCUCUCCCGCCGCCGGCGAGGCCCUCCACAGCCUGGCGGUGAUCGCCGGCGUCCUGUCCGACGUCUUCGUGGGGAACUCCCUCAUCAACAUGUACUCUGCAUUCGGAAACACAGACGACGCCCAGCGAAUGUUCGACGAAAUGCCCCUUAGAGACGUGGUCACCUGGACCAGUCUCCUCGCCGGCUACCUGAGGGCCGCCGACGUCUCCAAGGCGGAGGCGGUAUUCCAGGAAAUGCCGCGCCGGAACGAGGUCUCCUGGGCCGCCAUGGUCUCCGGCUACGUCAAGGCGGCGAGGUUCAGCGACGCGCUGCGGUGCUUCCGCGUCUUGCUGCGGGGCGAGGAAGCGGAGCCCAACGAGGCGGUGCUCGUCUCCGUCCUCUCCGCCUGCGCGCAGUCCGGCGCCCUCGAGCAGGGGAAAUGGGUCCACGCGUUUAUCCGCCGGAGCGGAUCUCCGGUGAGCUCCGCCAUCGCAACGGCGCUGGUUGAGAUGUACAGCCGGUGCGGUGAUAUCGAGUGCGCCCGUCAGGUAUUCGACUCAGUGCCCAGGAGAGGUUUGCCAGUCUGGACUAGCAUGGUCUCGGGGCUGGCCCUGCACGGCUGCGGCGGCGCCGCCGUCGAGCUCUUUCGGCGGAUGCUCGACGAGGGGGUGAAGCCCGACGACGUCGCCCUUCUGGGAGUCCUCAACGCCUGCAGCCACUCUGGGCUGGUCGAGGAGGGAUGCGCUAUCUUUGACAAUAUGGUUUCCUCGUGGGGGAUAUCACCCAAGGUGGAGCACUAUGGCUGCCUGGUUGACCUCCUCGGCCGCGCCGGGCGGCUCCGGCGGGCACUGGAGGUGGCCGCCAGCAUGCCCGUCGAGCCCGAUGCCGCCAUAUGGAGGUCCCUCCUCAGCGCCUGCAGGAUCCACGGCGAUGUGCGCCUAGCGGAGCUCGUCGCCAGCCGGCUUGCUUGCUACCCUCCUGCCGAGCGGGGUGGCAGUCUGGUGCUGCUGUCGAACCUCUACGCCUCUGCGCGGCAGUGGGAUGAGGCUGCCAGCGUGAGGAAGAAGAUGGCGGCAGUGGAGGGGGAGGGGACAGUGCCGGGCUGCAGCCUCAUUGAGAUUGACGGUGCAGUCCAUGAGUUCUUGGCGACGGACAGACGGCACCCAUGCAUCAUCACCAUCCGGGCCAAGCUGGGGGAGGUCCUAGCGAGGGUGAGGGCGGAAGGCGGUUACGCCGUUGACACAAGCGGCGUGACCUUCGACUUGGAGGACGAGGACAAGGAGGAGGCAGUGGCGGGGCACAGUGAGAAGCUGGCAGUGGCGUUCGGGCUGAUGAGCCUGCAGCCAGGGGGGCCGAUGAGGAUCGUGAAGAACCUAAGGAUUUGUGAGGACUGUCACUCGGCCAUGAAGGCCAUCUCCCUGGUCUUCCAUCGGGAGAUCCUAGUGAGAGACAAGGCUCGCUUCCACGCCUUCUCUAGUGGGUGUUGUUCCUGCGGCGAUUAUUGGUGA